Molecule: messenger RNA, 3411 nt
Organism: Adineta steineri
Lineage: Eukaryota; Metazoa; Rotifera; Eurotatoria; Adinetida; Adinetidae
Source: the annotation of a GenBank genome assembly
AUGACAGAUCUUGAUAAUACACAAAUAAUAUCUGCUGAUGAUAGUCUCUUACAAAAUUCAUCAACUAUUGAUACUGAUGCUUCGUUAAAGAUUAUUAGUGGUGCUGAUUCAAAUACAUAUCAAAUAGGAAAGGAAACAAUUAUUGGUCGAUCAAAUCCAUCAGAUAUAAUUAUUUCUGCUCCGUCUCUUUCUAAGCAACACGCAAAAAUAACCUUUAAUAAUGGACAGUAUUUUAUUACUGAUCUCGGUAGUAGUAACAAAACAUUUCAAAAUAAAACUCAACUUCAACCAAAUGUUUGCUAUGCAUUACAUAAUGAUGAUGAAAUAAAAUUCGGUGAUAUUGUUUGUUCAUUCCAAGAACAAAUACAAACAAAUAAAAAUACAAUUUCUGAUCCAACAUAUCAAACUUAUAUACCUGUUACGAAUACGUUAGUUGAAGAGGAUUCACCAUGGCCUUUGGAUGAUGAUAUAUCCCCAUCGAUGACUCCAGAAACAAAUAUUGAUGUGAUUCCAUCAACACAAACAAUAUCUGAUUCAUAUGAUGAUCAAGAACCAACACAACCAAUGAAAAUUUGGAAUGGAAAUAGUCAUAAUACAAAUCGUCUUAGUCGAACAAGUCUAAAAAGUUCUGAUGAUGUGACAUCAAAAUCAAAUGGUACUAUUGAAUCAUCAUCAAAUAAAUCUUCAUCAUUUAUUUCACCCUCAAUAUCAAAUAAUGAUCAUGAUGAUGAUAGUUUAGUUAUUGGUGCAUCAACAUUACCAGCAACUGUCCCAUUACUUAUUGAAUCAACACAAAUAAAUAAUGAUGAUCAACUUGAAAUUAUUUCAUCAUCAUCACAAACAAAAAAAGUUAUUGAAGAUGAUACAAAUACAUUUACAAUUGAAACAACAACAACAGAUGUUGAAAUUGAAAAUACUCAAGCAUAUGAACUUGAGCCGACUAGUGAAAUUAUUUCUUCAGAUAAUCAGAUAGCAGAUACUCAACCAUAUGAACUUGAAGAUGAACAAAUUGUAACUGAUGUAGUUGAAACAAAACGUGAAGAAAUUCAUAAAAUUGUUAUUAAUGGUGAUGCAAUGAUUGAUCAAGUUACAACAAAAACAACAACGACAACAACAACUGUUAUUGAAAAUGGUAAUCCAUCAACAGAAACAUUAGCAUAUGAACUUCAACCAACACUCGAAGAAAUUACAACAUCAACAACAAAAACUACUACGACCGUUAUUGAAAAUGAUAAUCCACCAAUGGAAACAUUAGCAUAUGAUCUUCCAUCAACAAAUGAUCAAAUUGAUCUCGAUACAGCUGCACCUGCUCUAUGUACUGAUACACAAGAAUAUAGUCUUGAUGAAGAACUUGAUAAUUCAUCACCAAGACCAGCAUCAGAAACUCUUGAAGUUGUUCCAGCUUCAGAAUUAGCUGAACAACUUGAAAAUAUUGAAAAACUUCCUGAUGAUACAUCAUCAAAACAACAAGUAGAAGUUACUAUUGAUCCAGCUAUGAUUAGAGAAGUUGCCACACAUGAACUUAUGGAUACAAAUCAAACAGAACAUUCAUCAACACUUAAUAGUAAUGAAUCAGAAACGAAUAUAGUUGAUAAGCAAGAAGAAAAUGAAACCAUUCCAAUUAAAAAUACUGAUAUAAUGCCGGUUGAUGAAGUUGAUAAAACAAAUUCAGAAAUUCAAUCAACAAACAUGGAACAAGAGACAGCACCUGAUUUAAAUAAAUCAUUUACAUCUACAUCAGUUGAAUCGAAAGAAAAAAUUGAUGAAUCAAGUCCUGCUUCAACACCUGAAGAAGUACCUUUAUCAAUACCUGAGAGUGAAGAAAAUCAACAAGACGAAGUUGAUGAAGAAGAAGAAACUGAAGAAUCAAGUUCGGUUUCAACUCGUGGUGGUCAACGUGGUGUUCCUCGAAGAGCAGGUCGUCGUGCUCGAGGUCGUCGCGGUGGUGCAACACGAGCUCGUGUUGUUAGUACAAGUUUACAUCGUGGUCGUCGUAAUGUAACUGUACCUUCAACAAUGGAUGAUGAAGCUAAUAAUGUUACACUAGAAGAAACAGUAAAUACUGAAACUGAAGAUUCACCGAAAAAAUCUAUAAAAACUCCUGAUGUUGAACAAAAACCAAUUAACACUCAACCAACUACUCCUACUACAGCUGAUGUACCUUCUUUGCCUGAUCAAGCAAAUUCUAGUUCAAAUGUUCGAGUUUCUGCUCGAAUCAAAGCUCGCGCAUCAAGUGGUCGAAAUCGACAAUUUCCAUAUACAGAUGAUUAUGUUGAUUUAGAUGAUCUUGAAAAACAAUCUAAAACUCCUAGUGCAUCAACAUCAUCAGCAUCAACAGCAGCACCAUCAGCAACAACAGCAGGUCGUAGAUCAACACGUGGUGGACGUAGUUCAUCCGCACCACAAAAACGUAUUAGUCUUCGCCAACAACCUAUUGAUACAGCAGAAAGCCCAGAAGAUGAAACUAAAAAACAAAAAGAUAAUGCGGAUGUUUACGAUCAAAUGGAUACCGGUGGUGAAAAUGAAGAACCAGUUCUAACAACAAAAACAGUUGGACGCAAAAGAAAGAGUACAACACCUGUUGCAUCAUCUCCAGCAACAACAAAACGAACACGUCCAACAACACCUCAAACAGCACCAAUAACAAAUACACGUCGUAAACAAACUUCAAAUGUAGAUUUAUCAAUACCUGAUACUACUAUUACACCAAAACGUGGUCGAAAACCUACAAAAGUUGCAACACCAACUGAACAACCCUCAGAAGAACAGACUUCAGCUGAUGAUCGACCUGUUCGCAUAGCUCUUAGUAGUCAUUUAAAUUUUGAUCAAAAUCAUUUAGCUACAUUAAAUAAAUUAGGUUUUGAAAUUAUGGAUGAAUCUUGUCAUGUUGAUGCACUUGUUGUUGAUCGUAUAAGACGUACGAAAAAAUUUUUCAUGUGUCUUGCACGUGGUGCACAUAUCUUAUCGCCAACAUGGAUUGAAGCUAUGAUUAAAGAAAAUCGUUAUAUUCCAUAUGAUAAAUAUUAUUUAGAAGAUACAAAUGCUGAAACACGUUAUGGUUUUCAAUUACGUGAAAGCGUUCGUCUAGCUAAACAACAUCCAAUAUUUGAAAAUUAUAAAAUCUUUUGUACGAAAGAUACAUCACCACCCUAUGAAGAUUUAAAAGAUAUAAUUGAAGCAGCUGGUGGAAAAUUUAUUGAAAAAAUUAAUAUGAACAAACCAGGCAAAGAUUUAAUUUGUAUUGUUGCUCAAAUACAUAAAAAUGAAUAUGAAGAAUUAUAUAAAAAAGGAGUACCGAUUGUUAGUGAAGAAUUUGCUUUAAGUGGAAUAUCCAAACAAAAACUUGAUUUUGAAACAUUUUCAUUAUUUCAAAAUGCUGCUACUUCAGUUAAAGCAACUGGAAGUAAAUAA